Dichomitus squalens LYAD-421 SS1 is the source of this 1446-nucleotide messenger RNA. RefSeq lists its product as uncharacterized. The transcript is spliced from 5 exons. The record is from RefSeq and is a predicted model, not a curated record. Lineage: Eukaryota; Fungi; Basidiomycota; Agaricomycetes; Polyporales; Polyporaceae. Bases 41 to 1246 code for a protein of 401 amino acids. Gene Ontology annotation, molecular function: ATP binding; protein kinase activity. Gene Ontology annotation, biological process: protein phosphorylation.
CGGCAGCCCUCUUUUGCAGUACACCUCUUGUCCGUAGGAUAUGUCUCCGAAAGUUCGCUAUGACCGCGGGUUGACGGACGGGGAGACAUUGUGGCGCGAUCGUUACGAUUGGCUUCUAGAAGCCGGCUAUGUCCUGCGGCCGCGGUACAAGCCUGGCUGGGUGCCGUCUUGGAGAGGGACGAAUAAAUAUGCGCUGAAUUUCGAAGACGGCUGGAUGCAGAAGCUUAAUUAUGUCCUCGAUGCCGUGCGCAAGUCUGACGGCGAAAUGGUCAUGUUGAAACGCGUGUCGCGCACAGUCCAUCCCUUCGAGGUUCCUAUCGGACAGUACUUGUGUUCUCCAUCCCUUGCUACAGAACCCCGCAACCACUGUUGUCCCAUCCUUGAGGUGCUGCAAGACCCCGUCGACUCCGACAUUCAGAUCGUCGUAAUGCCCUUGCUUAAGGAACAUAACAUUCCCCCUCAACUUACCAUAGGGGAGGCCGUCGAUUUUUUUCGUCAAGCAUUUGAGGGUCUCCAGUUCAUGCACCAGCAUCACGUAGCCCAUCGUGAUUGCAUGACGCUCAACAUCAUGAUGGACCCUCGUAACAUGUAUCCAGACAUGUUCCAUCCCAUCGCUCGUGAAUACGACCGCAACGUCGUUGGACCUGCCAAACACUACUCGAGGACAGUCCGUCCGACAAGAUAUUAUUGGACUGAUUUUGGCCUGUCGUGUCAGUUUGAUGCUAACGACGCAAACCCUCUUGCGAUUCCCAUAGUCGGCGGCGACACUACAGUCCCAGAGUACCUCGAGGAUGAGACGACUCCGCGUAAUCCGUUCCAUACGGACGUUUACACCCUGGGGAAUUUAAUCAGAGAGGAUUUCCUGCAGAUCUACUCAAACCUGACGUUCAUGGAGCCACUGGUCGCAUCCAUGGUGGUCGACAAGCCUGACCAGCGUAUCACCAUGGACGAAGCAGUACGCCAACUGGACACCAUCAUUUCGCAGCUGCCUAGUUUGCGGCUGCGACAGCGGCUGCGCCAACGAGAAGACAACGGAUUCAUCGCCUUUCUCAGGGAAGUGCAAUAUGCUUUCCGCAUGUUCUAUGGAGGUCUUUGGCUUCAUCCUGCGAUCCCUCGGCCUCCCCCUCCGUCGCAGUUCGAGCAGAAGAAGACCGACGCCGCCGGUUCACGGCUGCGGACUGUCCUAGCAACGAUGCGACGGCGCUUCGUACCAGUUCGUAAGCAGCGCACCCCGGUGGCGCCCUGAUCAUCUGCUCGGAGGCCGCUCAAGCUCCGUGGUUAUGUUGAAUAGACGAGCUGUUCUCUGCCUUUCCUAUCUCUCCUGGCCCUUUGACCCGCAGUCGACUGUGAUGGGCUAGUUAGUAUAUUGUAUGAAUAUUGGGGCUCUUGCGUACUUGUGCUGAUGUUUGACUUUUGCUCUGACUGCACAUAAUACUAUGCACUCUG